Molecule: messenger RNA, 3434 nt
Organism: Beta vulgaris subsp. vulgaris (sugar beet)
Lineage: Eukaryota; Viridiplantae; Streptophyta; Magnoliopsida; Caryophyllales; Amaranthaceae
Product: probable pectinesterase/pectinesterase inhibitor 21
Exons: 5
Coding region: 1-2829 (942 amino acids)
Biological process (GO): cell wall modification
Molecular function (GO): pectinesterase activity; pectinesterase inhibitor activity
Source: RefSeq, a predicted model, not a curated record
AUGACGCGAAUUGCAAUAAUUACCUUGUCCUCCUUGCUCCUAGUUGGGCUUGUGGGGGCUGUGGCAUUUGGUUUUGUAACAAAUUGGGGUAAUAAACUUGAUCAAAAGUUGGCUGCUUCAUCGAAGGCGGUUCAAGCUAUAUGCAAUCCUACGGACUAUAAAGAUGCGUGUGUCAAGAGUUUGGCCACGGUUAAGACAGAUGAUCCUAAGGAGUUAGUAAGAGCUGCAUUUGCAUCUGCAAUGGCGGAGUUAAAAGAGAUUGCCAGCAAUUCGACGAUCUUGAAAGUGCUCGAAAUGGAUCCUAAGACGGCUCAAGCUGUUAAAGAUUGCAAAGAGCUAUUUCAAGACGCAAUCGAUGAUUUCCAACGUUCAUUCGAUGAGAUUGGAAAGUUGGAUUGGAAUCAAGUCAAUUCUGUGCUUGAAAACCUUAAGAUAUGGAUAAGUGCUACGAGAACAUACCAAGAGACGUGUUUAGAUGGGUUCGAAAAUACCACUGGGGAUGCGACUGUGAAGGUCCGAAAGGUUUUGCAGACCUCCAUGGAGAUGUCUAGCAAUGGACUUGCGAUUGUUAAUGACUUAUCAACGUUGUUUAGCACCCUCGACAUCUCUUCAUUUACCGGGAGGCGAUUGUUAGCAAAUCAGGUGCAUAGGCGUCUAUUUGGUGACGACGACGGGAAUAAUGUUCUUCUCUCGGAUGACGAGGAGGAUCGUAAGAGAAGAAAGCUUCUUAACACGGUUCAUGUGGUUGGCCAUGGAAGUGACGAUUUACUUUUGCCAGAAUGGGUUGAUGGGUUUCGGCGUAAACUUUUGGCAUCCCCCAUGUUGACUGAUGAUCUAAAGGCUAAGGCAAAUGUGGUUGUGGCUCAAGAUGGGAGUGGUAAAUUCAAGACUAUUGAAGAAGCCAUAAAAGAGAUUCCAAGGGAUGGAAAGGAAACUUUUAUCAUCUAUAUCAAAGAAGGAGUUUAUAAUGAAUACCUAGUGCUUUACAAGUGGAUGACUAAUGUAGUUUUUGUGGGAGAUGGCCCAACUAAAACAAGGAUUACUAACAAUAAGAAUUACGCUGAUGGAACCAAAACAUUCAAGACUGCCACUUUGUCUGUUCUUGGAGAUUUCUUUAUGGCUAAGGACAUUGGAAUUGAGAACUCAGCAGGUGCAAUAAAACAUCAAGCUGUAGCAUUUCGUGCACAAUCCGACAAAUCCAUAUUUUUCAAUUGUCACUUUGAUGGAUACCAAGACACGCUCUAUACUCACACCUAUCGUCAAUUUUACCGUGAUUGUAAAAUUACGGGUACUAUCGACUUCAUCUUUGGUGAUGCGGCUGUAUUUUUCCAAAAUUGCACAUUUGUUGUUCGUAAACCACUAGAAAACCAAAAUUGCAUUGUUACAGCCCAAGGACGAAUGGAGAGGCAUCAACCAACUGGAAUUAUUAUUCAUAACAGUAAAUUUGAAGCUGAUCCAGAUUAUUACCCUGUUAGAAAUAAGAAUAAAGCUUAUUUAGGAAGACCUUGGAAAGAGUAUUCUAAGACAAUUAUUAUGGAAUCUGAAAUUGGUGAUCUUAUUCAACCUGAAGGGUGGUUGCCUUGGGAAGGUAAUUUUGGGCUUGAUACUAGCUAUUAUGGUGAGUAUAACAAUUUUGGUGAUGGUGCUAGAUUGACUAAUAGGGUGAAAUGGCGUGGAGUUAAGACUAUAGUUCGUACUCGAGCUGAGAAAUUUAUGCCACCAAUAUUGUAUGAAAAUGAUGAUUGGAUUAGAGAUUCUGGCAUUCCUUAUGAUCCCGCUUUGAUUGGCAUUGCACCAGGACCAGGAGCUUCAGGCUUUGAUGAAGAUCCAAAUGCACCAGCAGGAGCACCAUCCUCGUUUAUAGAUGAAUCUUCAUCAAGUGGCACUUCUUCAUCUGGAUCUUCUUCGUCAAGCUCUCAUGGUUCAUCAUCAUCAUCAAGUGGCUCUUCUUCGUCCGGAACAUCUGCUAAAAAAGGCUCUUCUUCAUCAUCUUCCGGAACAUCUUCAAACAAUGGCUCUUCUUCAUCUCAAUCUUCUUCACAAGGAGGUGCACAAUCCUCAAGUGGGACUUCAUCUGACUCAUCUUCUAGUACAAGUACGCCUGUAAUAGGUACAGGAGAUGCUUCUGAAGUUUCAUCUUCUGUAACUACUCCAGCUCCAGCACCAGCUCCUUCUUUAUUAGAGACCGAGCUCGCAACUCCGAGCCUAACACCCACCACAACCCCAACUCUUCCACCUAUAUCAACCGAAGAUACUACAGUCCAAGACACGGCCUCAAUCACUCCAACCCAAGGCACUACAGCCCAAGACACAACCUCCAGUACUAUUUCAAUCCAAGGCACAACCGCACAAGACACAACCUUGAGUAUUCCAACCAAAUAUACAACCUCUGAUACUCCUCCCUCAGGGGGUUCAACCCCAAGCCCUGCAGGAAUGAAGGUGCGAGUCGGCCCAGUAACAGUACGUGAGCUUGAAAGAAUACUAAUGGAAAAUGAAGAAAUGGAGGAAGAUGAAGGAGCAAAUGAUGACAUGUCAGGAAAUGUUCCUGAUGGUGAUGAGCCAAGCCCAGCUCAAGCCCUACCACCAAGCCCAGCUCCAUCAUCUAGCCCAAGUAUAAGCCCAAGCCCAAGCCCUUCAUCUACUGAUGGGCCAUCAGGGGAGAUUCCAGAUUGGCUUCCACCUGCUGGAGCACCUGAGGCAGAAGAUGAGGCUGAUAAAGAAGCUCCAGUAGUUAGUCCACCACCAAAAUCUAACUCUGGAUCACAGUCUAAAUUCGAGCUACAUGUCAUUUUUGGUGGGAUGGUUAUGUGGGUUGCUCUAUUCAUUUGAAUGGAUAUGUUAGGGCUAAAUCUGUAGUGUUUUCAUUUGUGUUAACUUUCUUCAGUUACCUCUUUCUUCUUAUUGUUAUUAGCCUUCCUUCUUUUUUCUUUUUUUUUUCUCUGUACAAUCUUUUAUGCAAAUUUUUUUACAAAUUUGUAACUUCUUUUUUUGAGGGAAAAAUUGCAACUUAUAAUUAGUGAUGAUCUCUUGAUUUCAUAAUAUAUUAUUGUCUUCAUUUCAUAAUAUCAGCCACUCAAUUCUAUGAUUAUUGCUAAUGCUCACUGAAUUCUCUACAAAGGCUGGAAAUUUGACUUUUUCGCCGAAAAUUGUGUUUUUUGGUACCUUUUAACAAAACUUAAAUUUAGAUUGGUAUAUCCCCACAAAACAAAUUUAGUUAGGUAUAUCCCUCACAAAAUGUCUUAUUACCCUGAUCUCACAAAAAACUCUUAAAAUCAUGACUAUAUUUCUUAAGAAAUCUUGAAGGUCAAUGCGAGUAAAUUAUGGAAAAUAAUGGGUGGUAUAUUAAACAAAUAGGAGUAGUGAAUUACAAUUGAAUGGUCGUAAGUGUAAUACAAUAAAUUGCAGGUUCUAUGCAGUGGCGUUAGAUCGUCAAG